This is a messenger RNA of Suncus etruscus (white-toothed pygmy shrew), 2854 nucleotides long. RefSeq names its product BEN domain containing 3 (gene BEND3). The transcript has 3 exons. Gene Ontology annotation, molecular function: DNA binding. The record is from RefSeq and is a predicted model, not a curated record. Gene Ontology annotation, cellular component: heterochromatin. Lineage: Eukaryota; Metazoa; Chordata; Mammalia; Eulipotyphla; Soricidae. Bases 1 to 2496 code for a protein of 831 amino acids. Gene Ontology annotation, biological process: rDNA heterochromatin formation.
AUGAACUCACCUGAUUUCAGUGAAGAUGUAGAAGAAGUUCUAAAAAUUAACACUGUGAAAGUGGAGACAGAGGCUGAAGAUGCUGCCCUGGACUGCUCAGUGAAUUCCAGGUCUUUGGAGAAGCAUCCUCUGGACACUGUCUUCACUGCCCUCCAGGAAUCCAGCAAGAGAAAGCAGCUGAGCAGCGACAGCCAGCCAGAAUCUAUUCCCAGUGUGAAGAGGCGGCGGCUGAUUCCCGAGGCACUCCUGGCUGGCAUGAGGAACCGGGAGAACAGCUCACCCUGUCCAGGCAAUGGGGAGCCAGCAGGCAGAGGCAGGAACUCGGGCUCUGUGUGGCCAGGGGAGGAGGAAACCUGCAACGACGGGUCCACCCCUUCCUACAAGAAGCCCCUGUAUGGCAUCUCUCACAAGAUCAUGGAGAAGAAGAACCCACCCUCGGGGGGCGAGGUGCUGGGCACCUACGAGGCCAACGCCAGCAACAGCCCCUCCCCUCUGCGGCUCCUCAAUGAAUCCCAGAAGCGGGAUGGUGGAGGUGGGCCCACCACGCCUGCCGAAGGGGACCCCAACCUCUAUUUCCUGCUGCAGAAGAUGUUCUACAUGCUCAACACCCUGUCCUCCAACAUGUCUCAGCUGCACAGCAAGGUGGACCUCCUCUCGCUGGAGGUCAGCCGCAUCAAGAAGCAGGUGAGCCCCGCCGAGCAGGUGGCCAAGUUCCAGCCGCCCCCCGAGUACCAACUCACGGCCGCCGAGCUCAAGCAGCUGGUGGAGCAGAGCAUGUCGGGGGGCGACCUGGCCUGCCGUCUGCUGGUGCAGCUCUUCCCCGAGCUCUUCAACGACCUGGACUUCUCCCGGGGCUGCAGCGCCUGCGGGUUCGCCUCCAAGCGCAAGCUGGAGUCGCUGCACCUGCAGCUGAUCCGCAACUACGUGGAGGUGUACUACCCGUCGGUGAAGGACACGGCCGUGUGGCAGGCCGAGUGCUUGCCGCAGCUCAACGACUUCUUCAGUCGCUUCUGGGCCCAGCGCGAGAUGGAGGACAGCCAGCCGGGCGCCCAGGUCCCCCCCAGCUUCUUCGAAGCCGAGCCGGUGGACCCCGGCCACUUCCUGGACUCCAAGGAGCAGGAGGAGGUCCUGUCCCUGGACCGCAGCAGCACCAUCGCCUCGGACUACGUGGUGGACAUCCAGGACCUCACCGAGUUCCUGGACGAGGCGUCCACGCCCGGCGAGUUCGCCGUCUACCUGCUCCAUCGGCUCUUCCCCGAGAUCUUCAGCGCCCCGAAGCCCGGAGAGCCGGCGCUCUAUAGCUGCUACGGGGACGUGGGCAAGCGGCCGCUGGACCCGCAGCGGCUGCGCAUCAUCCGCAACUACACGGAGAUCUACUUCCCCGACAUGCAGGAGGACGAGGCGUGGCUGCAGCAGUGCAUCCAGCGGCUCAACGAGGAGCUCGACAGCCUGGGGCCCGACGGCGGCGGCAGCGAGGGCGAGCCGGCGCGCGACGACUGCUACGACUCCGCCAGCCUGCCCGACGACGUGUCGGUGGUCAAGGUGGAGGACAGCCUGGACGGCGAGCGGCCCGGCCGGCGCUCCAAGAAGAUCUGGCUGGUGCCCAUCGACUUCGAGAAGCUGGAGGUGCCCCCGCCGGACUUCGAGGUGCCGGGCGCCGCCGACUGCCUGCUGAGCAAGGAGCAGCUGCGCAGCAUCUACGAGAGCAGCCUGUCCAUCGGCAACUUCGCCUCGCGCCUGCUGGUGCACCUCUUCCCCGAGCUCUUCACCCCCGAGAACCUGCGCAAGCAGUACAACUGCAGCGGCUCGCUGGGCAAGAAGCAGCUGGACCCGGCGCGCAUCAAGCUCAUCCGCCACUACGUGCAGCUGCUCUACCCGCGGGCCAAGAACGACCGCGUGUGGACCCUGGAGUUCGUGGGCAAGCUGGACGAGCGCUGCCGCCGCCGGGACACGGAGCAGAGGCGCUCCUACCAGCAGCAGCGCAAGGUGCACGCGCCCAGCCCCGAGUGCCGGGACCUGGCCGGCUUCGCCCUCAACCCCGAGAGGUUCCGGGAGGAAUUCGAGGGGCCCCCGCUGCCUCCCGAGAGGAGCAGCAAGGACUUCUGCAAGAUCCCCUUGGACGAGCUGGUGGUGCCCACCCCGGACUUCCCGGUGCCCCCGCUCUACCUGCUGUCCGACAAGGAGGUCCGCGAGAUCGUGCAGCAGAGCCUCUCGGUGGGCAACUUCGCAGCCCGCCUCCUGGUCCGCCUCUUCCCCGAACUCUUCACGGCCGAGAACCUCCGGCUGCAGUACAACCACUCCGGGGCGUGCAACAAGAAGCAGCUGGACCCCACGCGCCUGCGGCUCAUCCGCCACUACGUGGAGGCCGUGUACCCGGUGGAGAAGAUGGAGGAGGUGUGGCACUACGAAUGCAUCCCCAGCAUCGACGAGCGCUGCCGGCGCCCCAACCGGAAGAAAUGCGACAUUUUAAAGAAAGCCAAGAAGGUGGAGAAGUGAAGUGAGGGGCAGCCCCCCCCCACCCACCACCCCUGGGGGUCCGAGUGCCUCCCGAGCACGUGUACAGCGUCCACAAGCACGCACCUUAAUGUCGUGGGGAGUGGCAUUCUCCAUUUGCACACGUAAACAGCCACCCGGCCACCAGAAACGAGCCUCGUGUUUGGUCUCUUGUCCUUCCUACUUCUGUCCUCUCUUCCCAGGUGCUGUGGCCAGAGGUGGUGGAGGGCCCAGAUGUAAGAGCAGAGAGGCUGGGAGUUAGGGGGACCUCUCUUCUUGGCUGUGUCCACCAUUCCCUUCAUCGUUUGAAUUACCAAUCCAGCAGCUCUUUUGUUUUUCUUCCAACAUUUCACAUCUUCCA